Messenger RNA from Xyrichtys novacula (pearly razorfish), 519 nucleotides. NCBI's taxonomy places the organism in Eukaryota, Metazoa, Chordata, Actinopteri, Labriformes, Labridae. The record is from the annotation of a GenBank genome assembly.
AUGGGGAAAUCGCAGGAUUUGACCGAGUUUGAGCGGGGUAUGAUAGUGGGAGCGAGGAGAUCCGGCUGCAGUGUCUCAAUGACUGUGAAGCGGCUGGGCUUUGCCAAGACUACCGUGUCCCGGGUUUACCGGGAAUGGCUUGGGAAACAGAAAACCUCGAGCCAGCGUGGGUCGAGUGGGAGAAAACGGCUCGUGGAUGACAUCGGAGAGAGGAAGCUGGAGCAAGUGGUGGAGGAGAACCGGCAUGCUACCAUAGCGCAGAUCCAGGCUUUGUACAACAAAACCGGACCAAAGAAGCCCAUCUCACACAAAACCACCCAGAGGGCCCUGAAGAGGCUGGGGUACAGCUGCAGGUCUCAGCAGAGGGAGGAUGUUACUCUGGCCCUGGCCGGGUUGGAGGCGCUGGCUGCGUUCAAUUCCAAGCAGCCUGAGACCUCCGAAGAGCCUGUGUGCAACAAAAAUGAACCAAGUCCAAAAGUCAAGGCCUCACUAGACUCCAGUGAUGGUGUGAAAGGAUGA